Phytophthora nicotianae INRA-310 is the source of this 891-nucleotide messenger RNA. RefSeq lists its product as hypothetical. The record is from RefSeq and is a predicted model, not a curated record. The transcript has 4 exons. NCBI's taxonomy places the organism in Eukaryota, Oomycota, Peronosporomycetes, Peronosporales, Peronosporaceae. Bases 1 to 891 code for a protein of 296 amino acids.
AUGAGACACGCUCACUCAGUCCUUGAAACUACCGCCCGAUGGCAAGCGGCGCGCGAGGAAGAGUGGCGCGCUCCGACUCCAUACGAGAGUGAAGACGACCAUGAAGCUAGUGACGACGCUCAAGCAAAUGAUCAAGAAGAAGCUUCAGACCACACUGAAGCUGCCAACAAUCUCAUAACUCAAGGAAACGACGGCGCUACUAAGAACCAGGACAAGACUCGUGGCGAAGCGGCUGAGGACAAGUACUUGCAUGGCGACGCAAUUCCUGCGGACGAUUCUGGGUGCGUGAGUGAUGUCAAGACGACGGACGACGUGCAAGUUGAUGACUUUCAGGAGCCGGUUCUACCUAUCGCCAUCGGUAACGCUACCGAGAGCUCGAAACCUUGUCUAACAUACGAUGGAGGGGGAAAUUCAAACCCUAUGGAUGUGACCGCGGCUCUAGACCCAGCCUUAAGCGCAGGAGGAGGCGAGAAUGUGCUUCCUGAAGUGGAGCAACGCGUAGCCGAAGUUGGCAUCCCAGAAGCGGGGGCCCAGGAAUCGGCACAAGAAUCAGCCCAGGACUCAGCCCAGGAUUCUGUCCAGGAUUCGGGAUCAGACUCUGUUCAGAGCGCUGCAGAUCCAUCCGGAUCCAACGCAAGCAAAGUAACAGUUCUGGCUCCUCGAUCGUCACGAUCAUCGUGGCAUGAGAAUUGGAAGGCAUGGCAGUUGUACUUUGAGGAGUAUUGUGAAGAGACGAUGCAAGGCAUCUCUAUACUGGAAACAAAGGGUCGUGCAGAACGAAACAGACGGCUCAAGAAGACCGAGAAAGAGCUGAACGAGUCGUUACUGAUUCCAGAGGACCUACAUCUGUACGCAUGGGUGGCCACAGAGGAAGUCGCGAGGGUCCGGUAA